Molecule: messenger RNA, 936 nt
Organism: Acanthosepion pharaonis
Lineage: Eukaryota; Metazoa; Mollusca; Cephalopoda; Sepiida; Sepiidae
Source: the annotation of a GenBank genome assembly
AUGUUUGACAGUGAUGAUUAUGACGAAGAAGAAAUUUUGGUUUUCAGUCCUGAUGAUGAUGACAAAGAAGAAAUUUUGGUUUUCAGUCAUGAUGAUGAUGAUGAAGAAAUUUUGGUUUUCAGUCCUGAUGAUGAUGACAAAGAAGAAAUUUUGGUUUUCAGUCCUGAUGAUGAUGACAAAGAAGAAAUUUUGGUUUUCAGUCCUGAUGAUGAUGAUGACAAAGAAGAAAUUUUGGUUUUCAGUCCUGAUGAUGAUGACAAAGAAGAAAUUUUGGUUUUCAGUCCUGAUGAUGAUGACAAAGAAGAAAUUUUGGUUUUCAGUCCUGAUGAUGAUGACAAAGAAGAAAUUUUGGUUUUCAGUCCUGAUGGUGAUGACGAAGAAGAAAUUUUGGUUUUCAGUCCUGAUGAUGAUGACGAAGAAGAAAUUUUGGUUUUCAGUCAUGAUGAUGAUGACGAAGAAGAAAUUUUGGUUUUCAGUCAUGAUGAUGAUGACAAAGAAGAAAUUUUGGUUUUCAGUCCUGAUGAUGAUGACGAAGAAGAAAUUUUGGUUUUCAGUCCUGAUGAUGAUGACAAAGAAGAAAUUUUGGUUUUCAGUCCUGAUGAUGAUGACAAAGAAGAAAUUUUGGUUUUCAGUCCUGAUGAUGAUGACGAAGAAGAAAUUUUGGUUUUCAGUCCUGAUGAUGAUGAUGAAGAAAUUUUGGUUUUCAGUCCUGAUGAUGAUGAUGACAAAGAAGAAAUUUUGGUUUUCAGUCCUGAUGAUGAUGACAAAGAAGAAAUUUUGGUUUUCAGUCCUGAUGAUGAUGAUGACAAAGAAGAAAUUUUGGUUUUCAGUCCUGAUGAUGAUGAUGACAAAGAAGAAAUUUUAGUUUUCAGUCCUGAUGAAAUAAACAAACACUUUUCAUAUGCUUUAAUAUAUAUAAGCAAAGUUUUGAAGUAA